This is a messenger RNA of Notolabrus celidotus (New Zealand spotty), 2365 nucleotides long. RefSeq lists its product as uncharacterized. Gene Ontology annotation, biological process: response to bacterium. The transcript is spliced from 6 exons. The record is from RefSeq and is a predicted model, not a curated record. Bases 12 to 989 code for a protein of 325 amino acids. NCBI's taxonomy places the organism in Eukaryota, Metazoa, Chordata, Actinopteri, Labriformes, Labridae.
UUAACCUGAAAAUGCUUGUUGUUUUUUAUUUCUUGCUGAUGCUCAGAGUGACUCGAUGCAAGAACGAUCCGACUUUUGAGACAAAGACUGUUGAUGCUGGAAGAGACGUGGAAAUGGAAUGUAAACGAGAGGGUUCAGGGAGCCUGUUUUGGAUCAGGAUUCGUUCUGGAAAAUUUCCAGAAUAUUUAGGCAAAUCAUACAGUUUACCUAGUUUGGAUACUCAUAUUAAAACCUCAGAGCACACUGGAGCAUUUGUUCUGCAUAUUACCAAAGCAAAGCUUGGAGAUACAGGACUUUACUUCUGUAUGAAAACAACUCAACAAAACUUGAUGUUUUUGAAAGGAACAAAUUUGACGGUCAAAGCAGCAGAACCUGUUACCACUGCAGUCUCUACACCUGAACCAGUCCAUCCUGGAGAGUCUGAGGGUAAAACCUGUCCAGAAGAGCACAGUGUGUGCUGUUAUAGAGCUGGAUCACAUUCAGGAGGAUCUAAUUUUACUCUUGGAAUCAGUGUCGACCGUGAUGGAUUCUCAACAAUGAAAUGCAACUGCAGUUUCUUCAAUAACACCAGCUGUCAAGAUGAUGGAGCAUAUUUCUGUGCUGCGGACACAUGUGAGAAGAUAAAACCAGGAAACAGAUCAAACCCAGACAAUGAAGCAGUGCAGAGGGAUUUGCAGACAGACAACACAGUCCUCCAUCUGUUAAGUGCAGCUCUGGCUGUAAGCCUCAUAGUUAUAGCCUGUCUCCUUUACUCUUUGAGGAAUCUCAGGAAACAAUCUGGUGGUUGUAACAAAGUUGACGUUGUCCUGCAGAGUGGAACUGAAACAGCCCGUAAUGAUCAGCAAAAUCAGCAGGCAGAUGAGGACUCGUUGAUUUAUUCAGCACCAACCUUCACCAAAAGGAACUCUGGCAAAGCCGGAAUAAAGGGUGUAAGACCAGUGGAGGAAGAAAGCAUAUACGCCCAAGUCAGAGUCCCUGAGGUGAACUAAAAGCAAACACUUGAAUCAAGGGAAGAGAGAAAAAGGCAUCUGAGUAUUCAUUUAUUUUUGGGAGUUUUUUGGAGAAGGUGGAAAAAUUCUGAGAUUUACAUCAGAAUUGUUCUGUUUUUCUUGAACUCUGACUUUUCCUCUGACAAUUUAGAUAUCCCAAAUCUGAAUUCUGUCUAUUUUUCUCAUGUCAGACUUUAAUAUUUUCUGCCAUCAUGAUUCUCCUCAGAAUCUCUAGAAUAAUGUCAAAACUCAGAUUUUUCAGUUUCCUCAAAAUGUUGACUUCUUUUAUCAGAAUUCUGAGUUUCUUUUCAGAGACCUGAUUUUUUUUUCAGAAUCCUGAGAUUCUAAUCAAACCCUGAAGUCUGACUUUUUUUUAAUCUCAGAGUCUACACUUUCUCAGAUCUCUGAGUUCACAGUCAGAUUUGGGUCUGACCUAAAAAUUAAAGAAAAACAUUUCAGUGGCCCAAAUCCUCUCACAAGAAUUUCUACUGAUUGCUGCUGUAAAACGUUUGUGUUGUCAAUUUUGCCUGUAAAAUAUAUAUUUAAAUUAUUAUUAUUAACUUAAAAGUAUAUAUUUUUUAAUUUGAUAUUAUUCAUACGUGUUGUCGAGGAAAUGAAACCCCAUGAAUUAAAAAUAAUAAAAUAGUCAAGUUUUCAGCAGUAGAAGAGAUACGUUUUCAGAACUGAGCAGAUUAUUCCGAUGUUGUGUGUCCCUUCUGGCCGAUGACUAUUUAAAUAAAUGAAAGCCUUUUCAAAGUAUUGCAUUGUAGACAAGAUACCAAACCAAUAAUGGAAUAAAAGGUACAAUGUUCUACUUUAACUGCUCUUUGUUCAGUGUGACUGUCACGACUGCUCUCUUCUAGUUUUAUAUAUGUCUUGUUUGCUAUGUUAAUAUCCACUUCCUGUUUUUUGUAGUUUCAUCUUGCGGUUCAUGUCUUGUUUUACUUCCUGUGUGUCAUAUGUUAAUGUUGUAUUUUAUGUUUCUGUAGUCUAUUUCUCUUUGGUUCCCUUGUCUUUAGUGUUGUCUGUUUUAUUUUCUCAGUGCUGUCUCCUUGUGUAUAAUUUAUAGUCUUACUUCCUCUCUUGUCCUUCCUGUGUUUUCACACUACUGUGAUUGUGUUUCACGCGUGUUUGAUUCCUCGUGUUUUCCCCUCUCUGUGUUGGUUCAUUCGGUGUCUCAAGUGUUCCCGGCCCCGUCACCCUUGUGCUUUCUUUCUUCAUUCCUGUUUUACCUACUGUGUUUUUUGAAUAGUUUUUUUUACUGCUUGUCCUGUUUCCUCAAACUAUUUUGAGAUUAGAGUUUUGAUUUUUGGACUUUGAUAAAAGUAAGAUUUGUUUUGACGCUUGUUUAUUAAACAGUUUGUAUUUAUCAAUUG